GCUCUGGGUGGGGAAGGGAGGGCUCCACUGGCUGAACCGGGGCCCAGCUGCUCUGGGGCACCUCCCGUCCCUCCCCCGGCCCCGCUCCAGGCCCCUGUCCCCGUCACUCACAGGGUGCCUGUCUCUGUCACUCUGUCACCGGGGCCGCCUGGCUGGGCUGCCAUGGCCGCUGCGCCCGUCUGGACUCCUCUCCUUGUGGGUCUCCUGGCAGGGCUAGGGGGCGCCGAGGCCCAGCAGACCACUCUGCACCCGGUCGUGGGCCGUAUCUUCGUGCACACGCUGGACCACGGAACCUUCUUCAGCCUUCCUGAGCCUGGCGCCGACCCGCCCACUGUCUCUGUCACCUACCACGCCCACCUCCAGGGUCACCCAGACCUGCCUCGGUGGCUUCGCUAUACCCAGCGCAGCCCCCGCCAGCCUGGCUUCCUCUACGGUAGCCCCACCUCAGAAGAUCGCGGACGCCAGGUCAUUGAGGUCGUAGCCUACAACCGGGACAGCUUCGACACCACCCAGCAGAGGCUGGUGCUGUUGAUUGGGGACCCAGAAGGGCCCCUGCUGCCAUACCAGGCUGAGUUCUUGGUGCGCAGCCAUGACGUGGAGGAGGUGCUGCCCUCGACACCUGCCAGCCGCUUCCUCACAGUCCUGGGGGGGCUCUGGGAGCCGGGAGAGCUCCAGCUGCUCAACAUCACCUCUGCCUUGGACCGUGGGGGUCGUGUUCCCCUUCCCAUCGAGGGACGCAAGGAAGGGGUAUACAUCAAGGUGGGCUCUGCCUCACCAUUUUCCACCUGCCUGAAGAUGGUGGCGUCUCCCGACAGCCAUGCUCGCUGUGCCCAGGGCCAGCCUCCGCUUCUGUCCUGCUAUGACACCUUGGCCUCUCACUUCCGAGUUGACUGGUGCAAUGUGUCCCUGGUGGAUAAGUCGGUGCCAGAGCCUGCAGACGAGGUGCCCACCCUGGGAGAUGGGGUCCUGGAACGUGACCCCUUCUUCUGCCCACCCACGGAGGCCACAGCCAGGGACUUCCUGACCGACGCCCUGGUCACCCUCCUGGUGCCUCUGCUGGUGGCCCUGCUGCUCACCCUGCUGCUGGCCUAUGUCAUGUGCUGCCGCCGGGAGGGACGGCUGAAGAGAGACCUGGCCACCUCUGACAUCCAGAUGGUGCACCACUGCAGCAUCCUCGGGAACACGGAGGAGCUGCGGCAGAUGGCAGCCAGCCGAGACGUGCCCAGGCCGCUCUCCACGCUGCCCAUGUUCAACGUGCGCACGGGCGAGCGGCUGCCUCCCCGCGUGGACAGCGCCCAGGUGCCCCUCAUCCUGGACCAGCACUGAGGGCCUGCCCAGCUCCAGGCUUGGCCUCAUCCUCCCUUCUCCUCCGACUGCAGAGCAGCCACCCACCCGGGGCCGCAUCCUUCCUCCUGACUCUGGCGCCUGGCCCGGAGGGCUCCACGCUCGGAACAAGGAGAGAGACGGAAGUGGGGUGGGGUAAGGGUGUCUGGGGUCGGGACCCCCAGAAUAAUAAACACCUGCAGUCUGCCCA
Phyllostomus discolor (pale spear-nosed bat) is the source of this 1534-nucleotide messenger RNA. RefSeq names its product sarcoglycan alpha (gene SGCA). The record is from RefSeq and is a predicted model, not a curated record. The transcript has 10 exons. Bases 163 to 1326 code for a protein of 387 amino acids. Lineage: Eukaryota; Metazoa; Chordata; Mammalia; Chiroptera; Phyllostomidae. Gene Ontology annotation, molecular function: calcium ion binding. Gene Ontology annotation, cellular component: membrane; sarcoglycan complex.